GCUGAUUUGAGAUGUUUGUAUUGUGAAAACAUCAAAAAGAGUGUUUACAGUUUUAUUGCGUUGGAUCUUUUAAACUUUCACAAAAUGCUUAGUAUUUUUCGUGAUAAUCUAGUGAUAAAGACGCAAAUUUACGUGUUUUGAUAACUCUAUCUAUCCAUCGCGUGGCGGAGCGGUGAAAUCAACUAAAAAUAUCCAUUCUUAGGAAAUGCCUCGACAGUCAGAACACUUGUCUCAGUGCUAACGCUCUGAAUCAAUAAAAGCGAUAAGGAACGAAUGUGAUAAUGAGUUGCUGAUAUUUAUACAGAAAAGAAAAAAGAACGCUCGCAUAUCAGUAAACCACCGAAUUUCGAUCGUUCAGUAUUGCCGCCUGUGAAGAAAAAUGAAGAUUCACACAGUGAGCAGUUCGUCUUCAAUUAAUGGAGCGGUGAAAACGUCGUCAACUUCGUCCCAUUCAGACAGCGAAAUGAAGAAGUUGUGCCGGAUUAUUGCCCACAAUAGGAGUUUUAAAGAUGAAGACUUACUCUUGAAUCCAAAAGACCAUCCCGAGCUGAAGCUGAAGGACAUUGUGGAGAUUUACGAUCCCGAUGACGAUGGAGUUCGAUUGCUGCUCCAGGUGACUUGUCUCACAGAGGAGUGCAUGAACAAAGAAACUAUCAGCGUGGAAGCAAAUAUUGCGCUAGCUUUCAAUCUGAAGCCCUACAAAGAUGUCUACAUGCGAAAGGUGGAUCCCAGCGAAGUGGCUUUGGAUUCGGUGGAGAUAACAUUCAAAGAUCAGUACAUGGGUCGGUCGGAAAUGUGGCGACUGAAGACGUAUUUAACAAACACUUGCGUGUAUUUAAACAAAAAGAUUGAAUAUUGCGAGAACUGCAUCCGUUGUCAGGUGUACGAAAUGUGGUCCCAGGGUGAUAGGGUAGCAUGUGGGGUCAUCACGGAAGACACGAAAGUUGUCUUCAGAAGUAACACCUCAAUGGUCUAUCUGUUCAUUCAAAUGUCUUCGGAGAUGUGGGACUUUGAUAUCCAUGGUGAUCUCUAUUUCGAAAAGGCGGUAAACGGAUUCCUGGCCGAUCUGUACACGAAGUGGAAAAAGCUUGGUAGCAAUCACGAGGUGACGAUUGUCAUGUUUUCAAGGACAUUCUACGCAGCGAAAAGCCUGGAUGAGUUUCCGCUUCACAUGCGGGAUUGCCUGCAGAUGGACUAUAAGGGUCGAUACUACGAAGAUUUCUAUCGUGUUGCAAUUCAAAACGAGCGUUGCGACGACUGGAGUUCAACACUGGUUCAGCUGAGACGAUUGUUCACAGGAUACAGGGAUGUCGUUUUGAAAUACCAUGAGCGCCCCGAUGUGGAUAUGAAGAUCCCUUCUGCGACCAAUUCCACAGCCGCACAAGGAAAUUUCUUAGAAGUUCUUAACAUAUCAUUGAAUGUCUUCGAGAAGCAUUAUCUGGACAGGAGUUUCGAUCGCACGGGACAGCUUUCAGUUGUGAUCACACCUGGAGUUGGUGUCUUUGAAGUAGAUCGAGAGCUCACCAACAUCACAAAACAACGAAUUAUAGACAACGGUGUAGGAAGCGAUUUAGUAUGCGUUGGUGAACAACCACUGCAUGCUGUUCCUCUACUCAAAUUCCACAACAAAGAUUCCCUCACAUCGAUUGACGAUUACUCUAUGCCCCAUUGGAUCAAUCUCAGUUUCUAUUCGACGAACAAAACGGGAGGAUACGCUUCAUUCAUACCCCGAAUAAAGCCUCCUCCUGUGAUUUCUGAAUCGACACUUCGUGAGAAUCCAGAUUCAUUUCAGUUGCGUUUGCCAAAAAAGGAGAGUAAAAACGAGUAUAUCCACAACUGUCUGUUCGACUACGAUGCCUACGACGAUCAAAUAUUUCAGCUGCCUUCAGUACAAGGAACGUGUUCGCUGCAACGGGUCGCUCGAACUAAGAAAACAUCUGUCCCCAGUCUGGAUAACUUCGGUACUUAUGGAAAUAAUCGAGAAUGGGAGAAUAUGCUGUUUCCAACAGAUCUGCGACGUAAAAUGUCCGACCCGGAUAUUCACCAUAACACAACUAGCAUGCUGAAUUUAAGCCUCGCAUCACACAACAGCUCGCCAAGUGCGACAGAUAAACUAGGCGAGAAGAACAUCAACCGAAGCUUUGGGUCGUCCAGCGGACCUGUGGUCAGAACAGGGAGAGCAUUGAUCAACCCAUUCGACCCGUCUCACGUGACAAUCAAGUUGACGUCCAAUAGACGGCGAUGGACACAUAUAUUCCCAAAGGGACCGCAAGGAGUACUCAUCCAACAGCAUCACUAUCAAGCAGUGCCGGCUGCAACGUCGACCGCCAAUUAUACUGCCUUCGACUUGGACACCAGUAGCGAGUAUGCACAUACGUCCACUUGCACGUGGGGCCGCGGACGGCAUGGGAGCAACGCUUCAUUCGACAGCCCUCUGCACGAUGACGAUUUGAAAUGGAUUUCGGAGAAUAGAGGGAACCGUCGUAAGUCUGGUUUACACUCAGCUGCUGGUCCAACGGUGACUGUGACGCCAUCAAAAAGUCUUACGUUACUGUGGGGCGUAACUGGCGAGCAAGAAUGGACUCCAUCUCUCACCACAGCCGGACGAGUGAUCAUAGGCGUCGAUUGGAAAUCGUUAACUAUUCCGGCAUGCUUACCCAUAACAACCGAUUAUUUUCCGGACAAACGUUCGCUCCAUAAUGAUUACGUUGUUUCGGAUUAUACGCUUCUGCCGGAUGAUGUAAAUGCUGAAUUUGCUCAGAACCGUGCAAUCUAUAAGAAACCGUUAUCGACCGAAGAAGUUUUUAGGGAAUUGGUAUCGCAACGGCUAGCGCAGGGCUUCCAACUGAUUGUGCUGCCGGAGAAAACGUCGACAAAUCCUCAGCAAGCCCCUUGCUGUGGCGGUCAACUGCAAGCAUCUUUCCAGUCGAGUGUGCUACGGAUUCGUCCUCCACAGGAGCCUUCGCAAGAGUAUCUGUUGUCGAUUGGUAGAAUUUUCCACAAAAUAUCACUGAGUGGAUCGGUUAUAACCGUUACUAGAUAUCGGCCUAGGCAUCCUUACCCACCGAUCAAUGUCGACUAUCGAUAUCGCUUCCACGCUCCACAACAUGAUACCUACGAGGUGUCUGGAGUUAACUUCACUACUGAAAAGCUGGAAAAUUUCAAUUGGAACUAUAUGGAUCAGUACAUUUGCACGCGUGGUGAUACAGACUUCCAGUUAAUUGAGAGUAUGAAAUAUUGGCGAUACCGAAUGUACCUCCUGCCCAAAGAGGAUCCAGCCAUGAAGAAAAUUCUGGAGGGGACAGCUAAACGGUGUGACAUCUACACUGAAAAUAAACCCAUUCCGUCGGACAAACACAUCUGCAACGAGUUCAUCAAGUUUGUGGAGUUACAUUUGAACAAAAUCAAAAAGAUUUCCUGCAAAAAACCGAGGGGCCCGCCAUCCCACCUGACCAAAAGACGACACAGCACCAGCAUAAUCUCCCGACCACCACCUAAUCAGCACGGAAUUGUGAAUAAAAUGUUUUAUAUUGGUAGUGGCAAUGGUAGUUCUAAUUGCUUGUAUCUCGAUCGCAAUUAUAUCAGUAAUGGUAACAGCAUGCUUACGCGCUCCGGAUCAAAGGUGUUAGACAAAGCCAACAUCCAGGCUGCGGCUAGUCAACUCAGUGCAACGAGUGGAAAACCCGCAGUUGAUGGAAUACCGCUCUCAACGUUGAACUCGGCUGCGGAACAAGGACUCCCGGAGGAUAGUGAUGAUUUCUGCAUAGAGACUAGUAAACAGCUGAAGCCAACCGCCACGCUUCAGGAAAUAUUUGACGCUUUUAAAAAUCCCAUUAGCGGCGUGGGUUUCCUCGGACCAGCGCAAAGCAUGCCAUCUUGCACGUUUGUUUCGUACGAUGCCAUAACGUGGCUUCAGGAACACAUAGAAGGACCGUGCAAUCCAAUUGAAAUUCUCGAAGAUAUGCGGAGGAAUCGGAUGAUCUGCCAUGCAUCAGGGGAGUACUCCAAACCAGUCAUUCCAGGAUUUUGCCUUUAUUACAUCAUGCAACAGAACAAAGAAUCUCGAGAUUAUUUGCCGCCUCUCGGUGAUUUAGAAGCAUUCGAAAAUGAAUGGAUGGAGGUGGAAGUGCAACAUCCCGAUUUGCAGAGACCAAUAGACCCAAUCGAUGUCGGUGUUCAACCGUUUCUUCGUGAGACGAUAGACUUCAACGAGGAGUUCGUGGAUCGGCCACUCUACAAACAGACUCACCUAGAUAUCGACGUUAACAAUAAGUCUGAUCGAAUAGAAUGGGGCCAUGCUCGGUAUCACCAGAAAAUGAUUCCUGGGCAUGCAUUUGAAAUCGUCGUUCAGUGGAUCACCGCAUCUGGACCGAUAGUGAGUGACCUGAUUCAGAUAUGGUCCCGGCGAGCCCAAGGCUUCCAGUUAGUUUCCAUUCCUGCGGAUCCACUGGCAGAACCAUUUACCGAAAAAAGUGAUCCAUUGCGAGGUCCGAUUUUCAUUCCACUGGACAUCGAAUGCUUGAAGCAAAAGCGGACCUUCCUGUUUGAAGAAUUCAAGAAAGAGACGUGGCCAAAGCGAUUACUGUUAUUCCAAGAAGCCAUCGUUGCCAGGUUUGGGUUUAUGCGAUGUGCGGUUGAGACAAAGACUGGGUCCAAUCAAGUGUCCCUGGAUUACCAAUAUGUUCAUUGCACUGGAAAUAUGUUCAUUCUGGUUCCAAAUUCUAAUCAAGGCCUUAAAUCACGUCAAAGAUUAGCAUCUGGUGGAAGCACAAUGAAGAAACCCACCAACUUCAUCAACCGUUACUCGGCAUCGUACGAAUCACAGAUGCAGAAUAACAUCUCGUUCGCGGCACACGAAGCAUACAUCACUCGUCACGUGACAGGAAGUAAGACCAAAGACGAUUGCGACGCCAUUCGAAGGACUGGUUUCCUGUGGUCCUGGAAUCACAUGAUACCGAACAAAAAGUGGAAAUCGCUAGCUAUUGCCCACUCGGAGGAAUUGUUUCAGCUGCGAAUGCUGCGAGACUUUAAGGAUUUCUGCUCGAAUAAGGAACAAAGACUGGUGCACUUUUGGGACGAAUGCUGGGCGGCCAAGGAGAAGUCUUCAAUGGCGCGGACCUAAACCGCAAUGGCUGGUGAUAUUUGUACGUAAGUGAACUUGUUCUGUUUUGUUUUAGUUUUCUGUCGAAAGUUUAUUUACCUGAUACGAGAAAAGUCUGUACAAAUUACAGUGUAAAGUGCCGUUAUCGCGUUGUCCCGUUUAUAGUGUAAUUUUCUUAUGAAAAACGAUAUAAAGCUAAAAAGUCAUUUUUUUCUACAUAGUUACUAAAUUCGGAAGAUUUUUUUCUAGCUUUGAAAGAAAAUUCCUUGUUCUAAUUUAAAGCGUCACACAUUUAUUAAAUAAAUUGUUUUCAUUGAUAAAAUAGUUUAAAAUUUUUGAUGUAGCAGUUCUCACCGUAUAGGAUUGUCGAGAAAAAGUAACGUUUACAUUGUGAUCGAUCACAUCCUCCGAAUAAUUUUGAACUUUGGUAUCACAAAGAUGUAAAUUAUAAGUUUGAUCACAAUUUGAUUCGUUGUUAGUUAUUUUAGUUUAGCAGGAGUUGUUGCGAUCAACGAAAUGUUCAUCAAUGUUACAGUUAUUGCUUCAUCAGAAUGUGUUCGACUAGUUGGCACCAAUUUUAAAAUGUAGG
This is a messenger RNA of Aedes aegypti (yellow fever mosquito), 5690 nucleotides long. It is a transcript of the gene Iml1, whose product is annotated as GATOR complex protein DEPDC5. The record is from RefSeq and is a predicted model, not a curated record. Bases 380 to 5122 code for a protein of 1580 amino acids. Gene Ontology annotation, biological process: positive regulation of autophagy; negative regulation of TORC1 signaling; cellular response to amino acid starvation. The transcript has 13 exons. Gene Ontology annotation, molecular function: GTPase activator activity. Gene Ontology annotation, cellular component: lysosomal membrane; GATOR1 complex. Lineage: Eukaryota; Metazoa; Arthropoda; Insecta; Diptera; Culicidae.